Molecule: messenger RNA, 2295 nt
Organism: Zea mays
Lineage: Eukaryota; Viridiplantae; Streptophyta; Magnoliopsida; Poales; Poaceae
Product: replication protein A 70 kDa DNA-binding subunit A
Exons: 9
Coding region: 208-1863 (551 amino acids)
Source: RefSeq, a predicted model, not a curated record
AGAGUGGAACCCACAUAGGAAAGAUAAAGGUAAGAAAAAAAAGUAGAAAUAGAAAAAGAAGAGGAAGAGUCACAACAGCGCACAUAUAUAAAAAAAGGAAAGUGACUGCCGAGACGUAUAGCUAACCCAGACCCAGCUUGAGGAAGAAAAAAGUAAAAAAAAAGGAAGGAGAGGAAUAGUCACAACCGGAUCAUCAAAGACAAAAAGAUGGACAUUACACCACUAUCACAAGUUCGACCAGGGGUCUACCACUAUAUCAUUUGUGUUCGGAUAUCAAGAGUUUGGGAAUUUCAUGGCAAAAAUGAUGAUGAUCCAAUCAAACAUUUGGAUCUUGUGAUUAUUGAUCAACAGGGGACUGCGAUGUACGCUGAAGUUCCUCAAGAAGCUAUAUAUACACUUCAACCACGACUACAGGAAAGCAAGAUUUUAAUCAUGAGAAAAAUUUAUGUUGACAACGCAAAGCUAUCCUUCAAACCUGUGCAUGGAAAGUAUAUGAUCAGGCUACAUCCAAAGACUUUGCUUGAGGAAGUAAAUGAGGAUCCACAAGAUUUUCCAAAAUAUACAUUCCAUCUAACACCGUUCCCAGAACUACCCCAACUUGAAGGAAACAAUGAGUAUUUCAUCGAUGUCAUUGGAUGCAUUACAGCUCUUUCUGAUGCAACACCAUUUCAGACUAGCAGUGGAAUAGUUCGCAUGAAAAGGCUGAUCCACCUUGUGGAUCUAAGGGGAAAUAAAAUUGAGGUAUCACUAUGGGGACGAAGAGCAGAGGAAUUCCCAGGACAACAAGUCUUUAAAGCCAGUGAAAUGAAUCAUGUAAUUGUUAUCUUUGUUGGAACAUCAGUCAAAUCCUAUCGUGGAUCACCACCUUUUCUUAGUGGCACAGCUGCAUGCCGCUGGUAUAUAAAUCUUCCAGAGAUCCAUGAAAUCAAUACUUUCUAUGCAAGUAUCGGUGAACAAUACCAAUCAAUCCAAAAGCUUCAUAUUCAGACAAUGAACGAGAUGCAGAACAAGAUUGAGCAAAAGACAUUUUUAGAAAUGAAAUUAGUCGACCCAUUUGAUGACAUGAGCAAACGUUUCGAAUGCACCAUGAUUGUAACAAGAAUUGCUGACAAUAAGCCCUGGUUCUAUCAAGGAUGCACAAAAUGCAAUACAUCAACAAGAUAUGAAGGAAAAACAUACAUUUGUAAACAAGGCCACAUCUCCUCUCAGAUGGUCCACAGGUAUAAAAUAUCUCUAUAUGCCACUGAUGGCACCUAUGAGCUAGAAUUCGUGCUCUUUGAUGAGAGAGCGACAUCACUUAUUGGGAAAACCGUAGAGAAAUUACUGAGACAAAGCAACAAAUCUGAAUUGCCGGAAGAGAUUAAAGCAAUUGUGGGUGAGAAAUUGACUGUUGUGACCAAGUUGUUUCCAGGAAAAAGUAUUAAAAAGAGAGGACCUAAUAAGGACAACAAAGAUCCAACAUUUGAUAUUCUUAGUAUCAAAAAGAGGCAUGGAAAAGACCUACUCCUUUCCGUGUUCAAAAAAGAAGAGCCUGUUGUUCUCCACAGCGCAAGCUCAUCUCAACUUCCAAAGCUACCACCCCUAGUACCAAUAGAGCCAAAGACACAAGAUAUACAGACCUCUGGUUCAGAAGCAGCAUCACCACAUGAAUUACAGCUUAUGGAGAUUGAUCAGACUAGGUUAGUGGGUCUACUUUUUAUAUCUUUCUUUUCAUAUCAUCCAGAAAAUAUACAAUGUUUUGUUAUAACAUCUUUUAAUCUGAUAUGUUACAGUUGCUUUGACAACCUCAGUGUAUCAUACAAGAGAAAUUUCAAUGCAAUUGAUGACUCCGACAAGGUAACUACUUUUCAACACAUCCGAUAAUACCCAUAUAGAUAUCAAUAUAUGUACUUAAUAUUUUUAAUUAACCUAUAUUGCUCCCUCUUUUAUAGGAAGAAACACAUGGUGCUGACCAACUUUCAGUCUUUGCAAAAAGACCAAAGAUGAAGAACAAUUAGUUACCUUCUACAUAGCUACUCUUUUGAGACGUUGCAUCUAUUGUUCAAUAGAAAUAGAUCGGUUGUGGUUCUACUUACGAGAACAACAAAAUUUGGCUUCUCGCAACCAAAACUCUUUUGCAGUAUGUAUAAACAUAUGACUGUUUGCAAGCAACGUAGCAGCAGUUCUGCUAAGCUCAUCUUUUGUAGUGACAUAUCUUUAAACAUGCUGCUUUUGAUCAAAAUAACACUCACUAUCAACUCUAUAUAAUCAUAUGAUAUUGUCUGAUAUUAGCAUUUUAUUUCUGUGGUUUUUAUU